CUCAAUGCUUUGCAUGACGCAUCUUCUAAUUAUUAAUGAAAAAUGUAUAAUCUGUAUUUUAAAUAACUUGUAAACAAACAAAUAAUUUAUCUGUCAUAACAAAUACGAUGUUCAACACAAUUUCUUAUUAUUUAUAUAUAUAUAUAUGUCAAUUUAUCAAUUGUUAAAUAUGUUAUCUGAAUAUAAUAAUCCUGUAAUGUAUAAUUAAUACAAUAAACUAAAAAGAUUACUAAAAGCGCUGACAACAAUAUCCCUGGAUUGGGGGUAAUAUCAUUUUACUAUAAAAAGCACUGAAAUCCUUUCAGUCAAGAGAGUCAGGGAAAGACUCCAGAGAGACGAAAAAAAAAGAAGAAGUAACAGCGACCAAGAGAGUUCGUUUUCUCCGAAUUAAAAUAAGAAUAAAAAGUAACAAUUAUCAGUCACAGCCCUGUGUUGUUGUCGGCUGACUUUUAUGCGUUUUAUUUAUAUAUGAAAAGAACUUGCUUUAAUUAUUCAUCUUUUGACGAAGUGCUAAUUAAAUACUUUUAAACAUAUAUAAACAUAUCGAGAUAAUUAUCAAAUCAUUUUACAAGCAAUUUACAAGAAUAAAAGAAAUACGACAUCAGCUAAGAACUACUAACUUUGAGGAAAUCAUUAAGCGAAUGUUUUCGACAAAUGUCAUCUUAUAGAAAAAAAAAUAUUAUGUCGAAUAAAAAUGAUGAAAAAUUCAUUAACUACCGAUUGUUUAAGAUUCUCAAGCUCAACCGUUCAUUUAACCCGUUUAAUCUGGAUGUUUUACGAAAAUUAAAAUAUUAUCAAUUUUUAUAUGGAUUUGUAUUACUUUUGGAGAUAAUAAUUAUCAACUGCUGUUUAUUAAAAGGGUUUUAUUAUGUAAUUAAUGAUAUUGCUACUACCGUGCAGCUUUUUCUAUCAUUACUCUGUACAAUCAGCACAAAUCUAAAUACCUUUACAUUUUCUCAACAUUUCAACGAUUUUUGGAAACUAUUUAGAAUAAUGAGAAAUGACUUUUUGAGUUAUAUGCAUAAUAGAAAAGAUAUAUUUCAACAAUACCAGACAAAAUGUAUACUAAUAACAAAUAUUUAUAUUUUUGUUUACUUUUUUACUGGAUUAUCUUGGAUUUUUAAUUCAUUAUUCAUCAAAGAGUUUCAUUUUAAAACAAGAAAUGACGUUAAAAUCAUUUAUCGAAACAACAUCUUUAAUUUAUAUUUCAGUAUUAUGCCCAUUUCACUCUAUAAUAAAAUAUUCCCUGUUGUAUAUAUAGCUGAGUUUAUUGUUACAAUACAUACAAUUUUCGACCUUUUUUUAAAAAAUCUAAUAGUAAUGCAAUUUUGCUGGAUGAUAUCAGCAAAAUUAAGGACUAUAGCUUCCAUGUAUGAGACAUUUGGUUACAACGUAUUGGUUGUUGAUGAGGGACCAAUAAGAAAUAAAAUUGAAGACCCAUACGUUGAAGUUUUAGAACUAAUAACAAUGUAUCAUAUAAAAUUAAUCAAAUUCCUUAAGAUAAUGAUGUGCAGUCGUAUAAUAUUUUGGGCAGGCGCAGUACACAAACACCAGUGAGAGAUGCUUUCUUGAAAAACAUGUAAGUUAUAAAAUUAGUUUUAAUUAUUACAAUAAUUAUAUUUAUAACUGAUAAUAUACAAUGAUUAUAUGAGUUGAACAUUUAAUCAAUAAUAAUA
Daktulosphaira vitifoliae (grape phylloxera) is the source of this 1676-nucleotide messenger RNA. RefSeq lists its product as uncharacterized. NCBI's taxonomy places the organism in Eukaryota, Metazoa, Arthropoda, Insecta, Hemiptera, Phylloxeridae. The record is from RefSeq and is a predicted model, not a curated record. The transcript is spliced from 6 exons. Bases 655 to 1557 code for a protein of 300 amino acids.